ACCAUCUUCAGCACCAUCUUCAACACCAUCGCCAGCGCCUCCAGCUCCAGAAAAUGCUUGACGACUUGUCAUAUCUACAACCUGAUUUUAAUCCGAGGACUCUAAAAAUUGCUCAAUUAAGAAGCAUUUUCGUUGAGCACAAAAUAGAUUAUCCUGCUCAUGCCAAAAAAAACGACUUGAUCAAAAUCUUCAAUGAAAAGAUCAAACCCAUCUCCCUGAGUUUACUAAGCACCUACAGCUCUGUCAUCCCCAACGACAACAAAAUCUUCAAUGCUGAUGACUCCAACAUAGAUAACUUGGAUGUGGACGACACCAUUCUUGAACCUUCUUCCUCAGAGAAAAAGGCCUCAAAGAGAAUAACAAGGUCCAGAUCUCCCAGAAAGGUCUCUAAUAAUGGCUUCCUCUACACAAACAUCCAACUACCAAAUUCUCCUAACAAAAAAACUACAAAACCUUCUAGAUCACCAUCCCCAAAGAGAUCGCCAUCUCCCAAACGGGCUUCAACCAAACGAUCCCCCAAAAAGAAGCCACAACCUUCCACUAAUGAUCCAUUGGACGUUCCCAAAUUAAAUACCCAAGACGAACUACUACUAAACCCCAAAAAACAAAGAUCCCCUUCAAAAUCAAAACCAAAACCAAAACCAAAAACGAGAUCUGUCUCUCCAAGAAGAAAGACCUCAAAGAGACUCGACUCCAAAAACAAUGAAGCUAAACAAAAAGACAAUAACGAUCUAAUAAAAUCUCCCAAAAGAGGAAGACCAAGAAAACAGCUCCAAGAAGAGGACCAAGACAAUCAAUUCGUUAAAAAUAAAACUAUACCUUCAAUCAAUAUUCAAAAGGCAACCCAGUCCCAAAAAGAUGACUCAGAUAAAACACCAGAAAAACCUACUAAAUCAAACACUCCUUUCUCCAAAAGAAACUCAUUCCAACUAUACUCAUCUCCAUCACCUAAUAGACAUAAUAAAUCUAACCCCAAAAAAAGAUCCAUCUCUGAAAUAAUUGAAGAAAAUCAAAAUCAAAAUCAAACAGAAACUAAAAACUCACCUGAAAAUAGUACCACUUCUGAUGAUGAGCCAACUGAACCCGCAAAAAAGAAAAAACAACUUCCUGUUUUCACUAAAUCUGUUAAGCCAGGGGACUUGUUUGGACUCGAUGACAACGUAUCUUCUGAAAAUGAAGAUGAAGACCAGUUUUUUCGCAGCUUGAUUGAAGACGAAUCAAAAUUUAUACCUUCAAAAAGAGAACCAAUUCCUAAAAUUGUCCAAAAAAUUAAAGAAGAAUCUAAACCUUCAUUACUACCUCCUUCUCCUUUCAGAAGUCAAUCCCAACCUCAAGUUCAAGCUCAAUCACACAUUCACUCUUCAAACUCUGAUAAAAAUAAAAUUAAAAAAAUAUCAAUCAUUAAAAAUGAUCAAUCAAUUAAAAAAAUUAAAAGUGAUUUAAUUAAAAAUAAAGUUCUAUCAAAUUCAAAAGAUGAUCAAUUUGAAACCAUCAUCAAAAAAGAAUCAAAAUCUAAAGUUAUUUUACAUGAUAACCAUCCCAAAGAUAACAUCAAAUUAGAACUUGAACUUGAACUUGAAAACAAUUCCAUUAAACCUGAAUCUGAACAGGACGAUCUUAUUAAAGCUGAACCUGAUCAAAACGAUCUUGUUAAAGCAGAGUUAGACCAAAACAAUUCCGUUAAAGCUGAAUUUGAUACCCAACAAAUUUUAGAAGAAGAAACCUCUUCAACUAACAUCAUAAUCAAGGACGAAUCUACAAUAAAUGAAAUCCCCCUCUCACCAACACCACAAAUUGCUCCAAACUUCAGUUCAUUAUUAAAUCAAGAGCUUAUGAAGCAUUUAGGCAUUAUAAUUCAAGGUACACCACCAGCAUCUGCUUUUAAUUCAAAUUAUGAAUUUUCAAAUGAACCUCAUCCCAAACAAGAAUUCAAAAGACACAUUCCUUCGAUUCCAAAAGUUACUCCUGAAGAAAUUCAAAACGCAAAACCUUUAAAUCAACCCUUAGAUUCGCCCCCGGUAACCAUUGAUGAAAAUAAUGACUCAGACUCUGAAGAUGAAACUUACUAUCCUAACCAAACAACUCAAUUAAGUGACAUUGAUUUCCAAGAAGAACAAGAGCUAGAAAAAAUUGAAAAAAUUGAUCAAAUACUCGAAGUUGAAGAAACAACUGAAGAAUCUGAAGAAGGAAAUGAAGAUGAGCCAGGAAUUUCUGAAAAAACCGAAAAAUCGCAAGAAUCUGAAGGGUCUAAAAAACCUAAAGAACUUGAAGAACCUAAAGAACUUAAAGAAUCUGAAGAGCCUGAAGAAUCCGAACAACCCGAAUUCGUCGAAUCCCCUGAAGAACCUGAAGUAGAAGACACUGAAGUGAGCGAAGAAGGUGAAUUGAUUGAAGCCGAUGAUGAUACUAAAGUUGGUGAUGAGAUUGAAAACGAUUAUAAAGCAAAAGCUAAAAAUGCUACUGAAAUUAUAAAUGAUUCAUCACAAGAAACAGUUGGUUGGUCUUUUAAAAGCUAUUUAAAACAAACAUUUCUGCUAUUGAUCAUUGGUUUAUUUGUUCAAAGUUUGUUAUGGUAUCGUAGUCAAUAUUUUUCUGUUGGUUACUGUGGCCAUUCAACUGAUACUCCUUUGUUAUCAAAAUAUCACAAUGAUGAUAGAUUUGAGUUUCUUCAUCCAUAUAUGGAAAAAAUUGAAGUUUUUUAUCAGGAUUUUAUCAAGCCAGACUGCAUUGCAUGUCCUUCAAAUGCUGUUUGCUUUGAAAACCUUGAAUUAAAAUGUGAAGAUGACUACAUUGAAUUAACUCCAUUUUAUUCAUUUAAUAGAUUAUUACCGGUUGCGAGUGAAUGUGUUCCUGAUACCAGAAAGGCUCAAAGAGUUCAUGCAAUGUUUAGUUAUUCAUUAAAUUUAUUAAGAAAUAGAAACGCUGCUAUAAAAUGUGGUGAAGGUGAAGACGAAGAAUCCGGUUUGUCAUUAGAUGAGAUAUAUAAUGUGUUAUAUCAAAUCAAAUCACCUGAAAUAAGUGAUGCUGAUUUUCGUGAUGUUUGGUCUAAAGCUGUUGUUGUUCUUGAAAAUGAACCAGAAAUAAGUGUUUACCACAAAGGAUAUAAUAACUCCAACGAUGUUAUUGAAAACAGUGACAAACGAGAUGAAGAUUCUCAAGAGUCAGAAAAAGAAAAAGGAUUUCGAUCGACUUCCCUUGCAAACUCUGGAAUUAAGUGCCGUUCCAAAAAGGUUUUUAAUUUCUUACUAGAAACAUACAAAUAUUAUAUUUUAUCAUUUUUGAUAAGUUUUGGUAGCAUUUAUUACGGCAAGUAUCAGAUUAAUGAGUAUAAUAAAAAGCAACUAAAGUUGAAUAAGAUUUGCUCAAUAGUUGUUAAAAAAUUGAAAAAACAACUUAAAAACUCGGUUCAAGAUGAUAGUGGGACAAUUAAAAAACACAUUCCAAGUAUUCAAUUGAGAGAUUCACUUUUAGAAAAUGAAACGCCAAAGGAAAAAUUAGAAUUGUGGGAAAAAGUUACUAAAAAAAUUGAACAUAAUUCCAAUAUUAGAGUUCAUAUGAUGGAAGUUUAUGGAGAAAUAAUGAGAACAUGGGAAUGGAUUGGAGAUUUUGAAAAUGAUGAAGUUACAAAUGCACCAACAAUAUAGAAUAGAAAUUUCCAAAAUUUCAAACCUAUGUUUUAAUUAUGAUAUUAGCUGUUUAACAAACUUCCUGCAUCUAAGAUCCUUUUGUAAAGUAUUAAUUUUGCUUAUUAUAAAAUUAAGAAGCAUUAGAAGAAUGUUGUUGUUUUUUUUUCUAAUGUAUGUAUCUAUGUUUCUUGAAUUAAAUAUUUUUUAACUUUUUGGUUAUUUCUUUAUGAAUUUUUUCACAUUUUUUUUAAGGGUUUUUAGGAUUUCAACUUUUAAAUUUUAAUUUUUAAAUUUCAACAAUAUUUCAAUAUUUAAUGUUUUUCAAUUGAUAAAUCUUCAAGUUCUC
This is a messenger RNA of Ascoidea rubescens DSM 1968, 3972 nucleotides long. RefSeq lists its product as uncharacterized. Lineage: Eukaryota; Fungi; Ascomycota; Saccharomycetes; Ascoideales; Ascoideaceae. Gene Ontology annotation, cellular component: nuclear inner membrane. The transcript has 4 exons. The coding region runs from base 54 to 3644 and encodes 1196 amino acids. Gene Ontology annotation, molecular function: chromatin binding. The record is from RefSeq and is a predicted model, not a curated record.